CACACACCCUGACCCCUGGAUGCACCAUGAGGAAAGGGCUGCCAUGCUGACCACAGGGAAGCUGGGUGCCAACCAGAAGGAAAUCCUGCACUCCUGUCCAGAGGAUGUCUUGAACAUGGGGGAGCAGAUCUGUGAGAUUUGGGAAGGGGGGAGAGAGGAAACCCCAGAAGGGUGUUCUCAGCUCUGGGGCACCGCUGGGUCCUGCCCACCACCCUGGGGUCCUCUCCCACCCUCUUAUCAGCCUGGAGCUGCCUGAGCCCACUCAGCUUCCUCCAUUUUCUCACGAGCCUCAGGAACAGAGCUGAAAGAAGCCCUAAAGGAAACAGCCAGGAGAAAAAGCAGAAGUUGGAGGCCUGGGGACUGGCCCAGCCCAGAGGGGCCCCUGGUCCACCAUUGUCUUGGCGUGGCAGCCGGUGGCUUCAGGGGGAAAAAUGAGCCCUUGGGCCCUGGCUGUGUGGCUGCCUUUGAAUCUGCUGCUUCUCUGGCUCCCAGGCUGCUGUCUUCUGAGAGGCCCCAGCAGAGUGACAGGCACCCAGGGUGGAUCCCUGAGCCUGCAGUGCUGGUAUGAGGAGAAAUACAAGACAUAUAACAAAUACUGGUGCAGAAGCUCAAGUGUGCUAGGACGAUGUGAGAAUACUGUGAAGACCAAAGACUCAGAGAGAGAAGUGAGCAGAGGCAGAAUGUCCAUCAGUGACCAUCCUGAGAACCUCACCUUCACUGUGACCUUCAAGAACCUCUCUCUGGAGGACUCAGGCUCUUACUGGUGUGGGAUUCACAUACCCUGGCAUGAAGGACCGGAUGACUCCUUCCUGGUUUCGGUGUCUGUGCUCCCAUAUGAGCCCCCCUCCUACCAGCCCGGGGGCUGCCACAGAAACUCAGUAACAACACCAGUAGCCAAGACCUCAACAACCACAACCAGAGCUCCUACUGUGCCACCCACCAGCCCAGCCGAAAACCGUCCUACCCAAGGAUCAAGCAGCCAGGGGAAUAACCACAAGGGCCAGGGCCCAUGGCUCCUCACACUGCUCUCCUUGCUGAUGCUCCUGCUGCUUCUGUUUGUGGCCACUGCGCUGCUGGUCUGCAGGAUGCUUCAGAGACGGGUCAAAGCUCGUGAACCUCCAGAUCUGUCACAGAACCUCAGGCAGGCUGCUGAGCCGAGCGAGCCCCAGUACGCCAAUCUACAGCUGCACACAUGGGCCCUGCGGGAAGGGCCAGCGCCACCCAGGCCGGCGGAGGUAGAAUACAGCACCGUGGCUUGCCCCACCACAGAAGAUCUUCACUAUAGCUCAGUGGUGUUUAACGCUGAGAAGCAGGACUCAAACACCAAGAGACCCCAGGAGGAAGCAGAGUACAGCAUGAUACAGGAGCCGGGGAAAACCCCUAGGCGUCCCCCACCACCCUCUUAGCCCUCUCCCCUCCCGGGCUCCUGGGCUCCCCAUAGGCUGCUUCUCCUGGGCGUCACUGAGGCUUCACAGGGACAGCAGGAAGCUCCUUCCUUCCUUCCUUCCUUCCUUCCUUCCUUCCUUCCUUCCUUCCUUCCUUCCUUUCUUUCUUUCUUU
Molecule: messenger RNA, 1559 nt
Organism: Dipodomys ordii (Ord's kangaroo rat)
Lineage: Eukaryota; Metazoa; Chordata; Mammalia; Rodentia; Heteromyidae
Gene: Cd300a
Product: CD300a molecule
Exons: 8
Coding region: 432-1406 (324 amino acids)
Cellular component (GO): plasma membrane
Molecular function (GO): transmembrane signaling receptor activity
Source: RefSeq, a predicted model, not a curated record